UUGGAAAUUACUGUCAAAUCGUUAUAGAAUUCAGGGAAGUAUCAGCCGCCAUGCCGAGGGACGAUGCACCGACGUCAAGCCGAAGCAGCAACACUGGUAACACCACAACCAUCAACAUCAGCAGCGAGAAGGGUCCACAGAAACCAAGGAAAAUGCUGAAUGACCCACGAUUCCGAAUAAAGCCGCUGCAGCAGGUGGCCUCGGCAUGCGCGGGAGCCAUGAUUACGGCUUGCUUUAUGACACCGCUGGAUGUGAUCAAGACGCGUAUGCAGUCACAGCAGUCGCAGUCAAAUAAGUGCUUCCUCUACUGCAACGGCUUAAUGGACCAUCUAUUCUCCUGUGGCGCGCACUCCCGCUCAACUGUGGUGGGCACUGCGUCUCCGCAUUUCAACAGCACACUCGAUGCACUGCUCAAGAUUGGUCGCAACGAAGGCAUUGGUGCACUGUGGUCCGGACUGGGUCCUACUCUCGUCUCGGCGCUGCCUUCAACCAUUGUCUACUUUGUGGCCUACGAGCAGUUCAAAUCGCAAUAUAUAGCAUUGUACAAAAAACACAUCGAACCAUCAUCUUCUAGCUCUCAGCGGAAGCAGAACCAGGAGCAUCUACCACUGAUGAUUCCAAUUCUGUCUGGCGUCACGGCGCGCAUUUGCGCUGUUACCUUUGUCAGUCCCAUAGAGCUAGUGCGUACAAAGAUGCAGUCAAAGCGGAUGAGCUACGCACAGGUUUUGAGCUUUGUGCGCAACGUGAUUGCGCUCCAAGGAGUGUGGGGACUGUGGCGUGGUCUACCGCCCACUAUACUACGCGAUGUGCCCUUCUCGGGCAUCUAUUGGCCCAUUUACGAAUACCUCAAGAUAUAUUUCAACCAAAGCAGCGAAUCCUCGUUUGGCUACAAUUUCAUAUCCGGCGUUAUUGCUGGCGCCGUGGCUGCUCUCGUCACUUGUCCGUUUGAUGUGGUGAAGACACACGAGCAGAUUGAGUUUGGGGAGCGCGUCAUCUUUAACGAUUCGCCCGCCAAGGAGACGCACAAAACAUCUACAUAUAGAAGACUGAAGGCUAUCUAUCGUGCCUACGGCCUGCGCGGACUUUUCGCCGGCUACGGACCCCGACUAUUCAAGGUGGCUCCCGCCUGCGCCAUUAUGAUAUCAACAUUCGAAUACAGCAAACAAUAUUUUUUCUACUACAAUAUUAAUCAGCACAAUGAGGCGUUGCUGCUCAGCAACCCGAAUGCCAUCCUAAUCAAUGAGGACGAUAUCGAUUAGCGCCAAGCGCUGGAAUUAAAUUCUUUAUUUGUAAAUAAAACGUUUCGUGUACUACAUAGUAUAUG
Molecule: messenger RNA, 1324 nt
Organism: Drosophila busckii
Lineage: Eukaryota; Metazoa; Arthropoda; Insecta; Diptera; Drosophilidae
Product: solute carrier family 25 member 40
Exons: 1
Coding region: 51-1259 (402 amino acids)
Biological process (GO): mitochondrial transmembrane transport
Source: RefSeq, a predicted model, not a curated record